This is a messenger RNA of Hyla sarda, 2002 nucleotides long. Its product is annotated as protein BTG3-like. Gene Ontology annotation, biological process: negative regulation of cell population proliferation; negative regulation of mitotic cell cycle. The transcript is spliced from 5 exons. Bases 463 to 1173 code for a protein of 236 amino acids. Gene Ontology annotation, cellular component: cytoplasm; nucleus. The record is from RefSeq and is a predicted model, not a curated record. Lineage: Eukaryota; Metazoa; Chordata; Amphibia; Anura; Hylidae.
AGACACUGCAGUCUCCAAUAGACUGCAAUGUGUUCCGCGCGGAUUUCCGCCUGAAGAAAGAGCACCGCCUUUCUUCAGGCGGAAAUUUCUAAGCGGAUUUUCAAAGCGGAUUUUCCGCUUCACAAAUUCCGAAGUGUGAAUUUGUGAACAGAAACCCAUUCACUACACUAGACAGUUUAGCAAGCGGAAUUUCUGACGGAAAUUUUACGACUGAAUUUCUGUCGGAAAUUCCGUAGUCUGAACCUAGCCUAAGGGGUAUAGACGAAGCCUUGGAAGGAACAAACCUGCAAUGCCCAGUGGGUCACAGGGGUGGAAGAUCCAAUCCUGUUUCGAGUAAUGAAAUAGGUGCAAAAUGACCCAAAGAUCAGGCGCUGUUCCAGGUUUUAAAAUUAAGAAGCCAAUGCAGAUGUAACGGUUAAAGUACCAGCAGGUGGAGAAUAUCGGCCUUGUAUCAGGAAAGCCAUGCAUGAAGAAGUAAAACUCGGAGCGUCUUACAUCGUAAGACUGCUGAACCGCCACCAAAAACUGGACAGCCUCCAGGUGGAGCGAUUCACCACAACGCUGACCUCCAUCUUAUGCGACAAGUUUGAAGGACACUGGUAUCCUGACAGCCCCCAGAAAGGCCAGGCCUACAGGUGUAUACGGAUAGAACACAAUACGGUGCUGGACGACUCCGUAUUACGGGCAUGCAUGCAGAGCGGUCUGCGCUGCUCACAGUUGGCGUUUCCAAAAAACAUGUCUAUCUGGAUCGAUCCACAGGAGGUGAGCUGCAGGUUAGGUGAGAGCUGUAGCCCCUUCAUUGUGAAAGCUCCAGAGGAGUCCAAGAAGACGACUGAGGAGAAACCAGAACAGGACACGUCGGACUAUCACUCAGAAGGCUCCGAUGUCAGCGGAUCUCCUUCAGAGUGCUCCAGCGAAGACGAAGAGAGCAGCAGCGGCAAAAAGAAAUCUCCUGUGAUUGAUACUCAGAAAAUCGGUGCCCAGUAUUAUUACAGCCCAGCUCCAUCCUCCACGAUCUUCUACCAGUAUCCCAACAGUGCCGUUAGCUUCGUUCCGGCCUAUCAACCCAUGACCCUCUACUACCUGGUACCGAAAUACUACCACAACAUCAGAUCCCAGUCAGUGCCAAAGAAAUGGAAAUCCAAAAAGUCAUCACCUCCCAUCAAAAGUUGAAGUAGAUCUUCUUAUCUGUCGGCCUCUGGAAAACAUUUCAACCUCACUUACUUGAAGACGACCUCUGGUAAGGGGUUUGCGUCCUCUGCAGCAAGACGUGACCCCCCGGAACCUCCUCGAGCAGCUAUUGUGUGUAGUCUAAGAGUUUUACGGGAAGACUCAGGAAGAAGAAUACAAGCAAUGGAUGAGCCAGUUUCAUAUUCUUGAACACAACGUCCCGUUUGUGGAUAAUGGCUACUAUGAAGCUACUGUCAAGUCUUCAUGAACCAUAAACCACCAUUGAGUAUGGUCCAUCCUUGGUGAUGUCAUGUGACUUCACUAGAUAUUGUGUUACUGUGGGAGAGUGUACUGUAUUACCUCAUAGCUAAGCGCAAUGGAUCUACCUCUGAAAUCUAAGGUUGAAGCUAUCUCGUCUACAUAACAUAGGGCGGGCAAAUGCCUGUUAGCCGAUGGGCUUGGGAGUUUGCGAUCUCAUUUUAUAGUUGGCACUACCAAGUGGUGGAGUUUCUCUCUUAAAGGGCACCUCCACCUGGUGCUCACCUUCAAUCCCACUCGAUCUGCACUGUCACUAGAGGCAGAUUUUGCACUAUUACAAUGACUGUUCUUCAGGUCUUAAAUUCAGUGGCAAAAGGUGACAAGCCAUUUGGGUGCUAUAUACCGGCACCUUUUUGGGGUGGUCACACCACUUCCCUGCCAUGAAAUUGGGAAGUGGAGCUCCGAACCAUGUGGAACUCCAAACACUGGAAACUUUAAGCUCUUGUGUUGGAAAUUCUCCUUAAAGGGUUACUCCGCCCCUAGACAUCUUAUCCCCUAUCCAAAGGAUGGGGGA